Messenger RNA from Artibeus jamaicensis (Jamaican fruit-eating bat), 621 nucleotides. It is a transcript of the gene ZNF593, whose product is annotated as zinc finger protein 593. NCBI's taxonomy places the organism in Eukaryota, Metazoa, Chordata, Mammalia, Chiroptera, Phyllostomidae. The record is from RefSeq and is a predicted model, not a curated record. Bases 67 to 471 code for a protein of 134 amino acids. The transcript is spliced from 3 exons. Gene Ontology annotation, molecular function: nucleic acid binding; zinc ion binding.
CACUGAACAGUCCGGAAGCGCAGGCACGCGAACUUCCCAGGGCCCUCCGGUUCCGCUGUCACUACCAUGGGUCGCUCCCGCCGGACGGGUGCGCACCGAGCGCACUCCCUGGCUCGCCAGAUGAAGGCGAAGCGGCGGCUGCCGGAUCUGGAUGAGAUUCACCGCGAGCUGCGGCCCCAGGUUCCCUCGCGGCCCUGGUCAGACCCAGGUGCCCAACCGGACCCUGACCUGCCGGGGGGCGGCCUGCAUCGCUGUCUGGCCUGCGCGAGGUACUUCAUCGAUUCCGCCAACCUGAAGACUCACUUCCGAUCCAAAGACCACAAGAAAAGGUUAAAGCAGCUGAGUGUGGAACCCUACACUCAGGAAGAGGCUGAGAGGGCAGCGGGUAUGGGCUCUUAUGUGCCCCCCCAACGGCUGGCAGUGCCCACAGAAAUAUCCACUGAGGUCCCUGAGAUGGAUACGUCUACCUGACAUGGCCCGAGGAUGCAAAAAGCAGAGAAGCUGCCCAUGUUGCAGGAUUAGGCUGGGAAAGACCGUGCCAACCUUUUUUGGCCUUGAGUUUGUUGAGUGGAUGGCUUCUUCUGGGUGCCCUCACCCUCAAAUAAAGGAACUGGAUAAAGA